Molecule: messenger RNA, 3386 nt
Organism: Nothobranchius furzeri (turquoise killifish)
Lineage: Eukaryota; Metazoa; Chordata; Actinopteri; Cyprinodontiformes; Nothobranchiidae
Gene: fpgt
Product: fucose-1-phosphate guanylyltransferase
Molecular function (GO): transferase activity, transferring phosphorus-containing groups
Source: RefSeq, a predicted model, not a curated record
AUUCUUGACUUAACCGUUUUUGCGAAAGCAAAAUAGUCUGAAGUUGUAUUCUGCUUUGCGAUUGUUGCAAUUUCAGAAAUGUAGGUUGAAAUUGUCGCACUCUGUUUUGCUUAACUUUUUUCACAAAUGCAGAAAAAAUAAAAAUGUGACCAAAAAAAUAAAACACCUUCUGAAAUCUUUUAAUCCUCAGUAUAAUGUGAGCAAUGGCAGAAACACUGUACUUACAAAAACCAAACCUGUUCAAAACAAUCCAGCAAAACAAGUCUUAAUACGAAGCAGCCCCCUACAUAAAUCCAGUCAGCAUAUCACCUUCCAGUAAAAAUACAUAAAGUGCUGACACUUGACUCCCAGCAGGCCUCUAUGCGUGUCGCCCCUGCUUAGUAUUAAUGGUCAGAUUGAUUUUGCAAUAUUUUAUCUACAGAUUAAAAUGUUAAUAAACAUGAAAAUAAUGUUCAGUUAAUGUUUCAUUUUUUGGACUUGAUAUCUCAUAUCUGAAUCCUCAAGAGAAAACUAAAGUGGUUCUUGCAUCAGACUGAAAAAGAUGUUUUGAUGCUCCUGGUGAUUUGGAACUCUGGGGAGUAAAGCAUUUUCUUUUGGGUUUCUUCUAGUUGUGCUCACUCCUACUAGAUUCUCCUGCUUUGUUAGGAAGACACUGACUUGUUGGAUGAAGGUCCAAGCCACAUAAUGGGAACUUCUACGCGUUGUGUGCUCUUCAAAGACAAGAGGACAAUUCAGAGCUGCACACCGAUUUUAAUAUUCACAUAUUUUCCUCUUUACGCGGUGUUUGCUUUAACUUUUUUUUCGUUUUAACGGACGUUCAACAACUUAAAAAAACUCAUUUUCAGGGUUUAACGUCUUGAAGUUCAGAAGUCUUCUUUUAACGAAUGUUCAGUAAACACAACCAAUCACGUGACCAAACCCGGAAGUAAGAAACUUAAAAACAAAGCGUAGCUCCUGACUGUGAAAAAUCAAUUAAAAGGAACGCAAUAAGCUCAACACCGGGUCUGUUUUCCUCCAUAUUUAUUGCGCCAGUAUGAGCCAGGACCAUAUCAGCAAACUACAAACUGCAACAAGGGAAAAGCUCAGGAAAUUCAACUCUCUGCGCGGUCGAGAGGUUCGUCCGGGGGAGUUUUGGGAUGUGGUGGUUGUGACUGCUGUGGACGGGAGUCAGAAAGAAGCCUAUGAGCUUCAAAUCAGAGAGAAGGUGGCCAGAAGAGAGCUCCCCCUUGGAGCUCACUACUUGGUCGUCUCAGAUCCUCCUGGAUCCAAAAUAGGAAAUGGAGGCUCCACCCUGUGUGCUGUGAAACAACUGAAUGAAAUCUAUGGAAAAGCUUUGAGCGAGCUGAGAAUAGUCCUGAUUCAUGCAGGUGGGUUCAGUCAGCGGCUUCCCAGUGCCAGCGCUCUGGGAAAGAUCUUCAUGGCUCUACCGCUGGGUGAGCCCAUCUACCAGAUGUUGGAGCUCAAACUAGCCAUGUACGUGGAUUUCCCCUCGCAGAUGAAACCUGGCAUCCUGGUGACCUGUGCGGAUGACAUUGAGCUCUACAGUAUUGGCAAGGAAGAGCGAGUGAGGUUUGAUAAGCCUGGUUUUACAGCUUUAGCCCAUCCCUCCUCCCUUUCAGUGGGAACAACCCAUGGGGUGUUUGUCUUGGAUCCGCGUGAAAAGUGUUCCUACCUGGAAAUGGAGAACACUUCCUGUCUGUGCUUUCUGCACAAGCCGAGCGUCAGUAAGAUGAGAGGCAGCGGGGCUGUUUGUAAGCAGCAGAGUGGAUUGUUUUCUGUGUCUGAUAGUGAGUUUGUUUACACCGACAGCACCUAUUAUGUAGACUUUGACACUGCAGAGUCUCUUCUGAACCUGCUGACUGAGUUGGGGCCCUUGAGCUGUGAGAUUGAUGCUUAUGGAGACUUUCUUCAAGCUUUAGGCCCCAAAGCCACAGUAGAGUACACCAACAACACCACUAAUGUCACCAAAGAGGAGAGCAAUCUGGUAGAAAUCCGACAAAAGAUAUUCCACCUUCUCAGAGGAACUCCUCUGAAUGUGAUCCUCCUGAACAACUCCAAGUUCUAUCACGUAGGAACCACCUCUGAGUACCUGUUUCACCUGACUGAGGACGAGGUGCUGAGGACUGAGCUCGGUCUCCUGUCGUCUGCCUUCAGUGUGAACAUGAGUGAAGACUCCUCUGGCUCCUGCAUCAUGUACAGCAUCCUCGAUCCCAGCUGCUCCGUGGGAGCCGGAUCAGUGGUGGAGUACUCCAGACUGGGAGCGGGUGUGUCUGUAGGUGGGGGCUCCAUCAUCAGCAGCUGCUGGAUCGGGCCGGGUGAGUCCGUGCCAGCUGGAGUCUUCAUGCACUCUGUGUGUGUGAACCACCAGGAGCAAACUGGGUUUGUUACCAUCUUCUUUGGGAUUAAAGACAACUUGAAGCACAGUGUGCAUGCUCCUGCAUUUAUGGAGGAGCUGAGGUUUUUCGGAUUCACUUUGUCAAAGUGUCUCUCCUUCUGGGAGAUGGAUAACGAGUCCCUGAGGUUCUCUGGUGGCAGCUGUAGUUUGUGGAAUGUUUGUAUGUUUCCUGUUUGUUGUGACCAGCGAAGCUCCUUCUCCGUGUCUCUGAAGAUGCUGCAGGCCAUCCUGGGGGGCUCCACAAGCCUCCCACCCGAAAAUACAAAGUUUAUGUCGAUGCAGGAGUGUUUAGAGAGUAAGAACCUGGACGAGAUGUUGGAGCUCAGAAGGAGACUGCGUGAUGACAUCACUCAAAUGAAGCUAAAUAUUUAAAGCUGGAGUAUAUAGUUCAAAAAUUUGAAAGUAACUUAAAAUGAUGCUUAAAUGUGACGAUCUGAGCCUGUUCUAUGACGUGAAGUAGGUAAUCUUUCAUAAUUUAUAUUUCCCCUACACCCCUCCCCUGGCCUCUACAGCAAAACAAAUCCUGUAUGUGAGCCUAGAGCGCUGACCAGUCAAGUUCCAUCAGAAGGAGCUAUCAAUCACAAUAAUGUGCUCCAGUUCCCAGCAUGCACAUGGAUGUGCCUCAGUCAUCUUAGCCUAACUAACUCCAUUUCAGCAGUUAGAAUCAGGUGUAUCUGAGCAGGAACACAUUGAAAACAUGCAGCCCUCCAGUAGCGCUACAAGGCCAUUUGUGUUUGCGUGCAGGGUAUGAGGCGUGGCUUUCAGCUCCUCAGAAGGGGAAGGAGAACCGGAGCGGGAGCUAUUGCUUCUCCUCCUCCCCUUGGUGACGCCACCUUAUGGACCACAGAUUAAAAACAGCCAUGUUUGUGGGUAUUCACACGUGGGAGUUCAGUUACCCAGACCUGCUAAAAUGUUUGUUCUCUGUAUGAAAAACUGGUUUAAUGUUAAGGUUUUGUUGGGAUAAUAUUAAUAAAGAACAGUUUGGAAAUCA